Molecule: messenger RNA, 2125 nt
Organism: Piliocolobus tephrosceles (Ugandan red Colobus)
Lineage: Eukaryota; Metazoa; Chordata; Mammalia; Primates; Cercopithecidae
Exons: 3
Coding region: 1-723 (240 amino acids)
Source: RefSeq, a predicted model, not a curated record
AUGGGCGGCGGUGGGAUCCGCUUCAUUAUAAAAAGCAGAACAUCCCUAACAACAAGAUAUUCCAGGGACACCAAAGAGCGGACACUCCACUGGAAACGACUCCUCUGGGGUCCCGGAAGGCCACUCCGCAGUGGUGCUGACCUCCUGUUUCUCAGCAAGGCGGUCCGGGCCUUCUGCCGUCAGCCAGCCACGCCCCACUUCCCGUGGUCCUCUUCCGACACGAAAGACGCCAGGAACCGGAAGAACAAAACAGCGCGCGGCGAGUUUCCUACUCUAGUGGCAUUUUCUUUCUGUGUCUCUGUGACUUCAGAAGUGGCCCAGGGCCCAUCAUUUGGGGGCAAGAAGCUGCCUGGAUGCUUUCUGGCCUUCUGGGUGUGCAGACAAUCUCACGGUUUCACCAGCCACUUCCUUUUACUCCCUUGCCCAGGCUUCAGCGGCAGAAGACAAUUUUGCAUUUCUAGGGAACAUCAACAAAUACUGUAUUCAUUUCUGAGAAGCACCUUCAUGGUCAAUCUUGAGCUUGUUGCUGGAGAGAUCCAGAGAAGCACCGAAGGAAAGUCAAUCCCUGUUCUUAUUGAGCUUGCACAAGAGUUGGAGGAAUUAAAUACACACCUGGGACUCUUCAGAAGCACUCUCACAGAGCAGGACAUGGGUAAGUGGGAGAGCUCUAGUCAGGAUCUGCAGGAGUUGAGAGGCUAUUGUGAUAUACUGGAAGCAGUCUAGACCUUGAAGUCAGACCAUGAUGAUUCCAGUCUUCGUUCCAUCACUUACCAGCUAUGUGACCUUGGGCAAACCACUUCUUUCUCUGAGUCUCAGUUUGCUUAUCGAUAGAAUGGGAAUAAUAAUACCUAUUGAUAGGAUUGUUUUAAGGAUUCUGUGAAACAGCGGAUAUGGAAAAGCACUUUAUAGGCUGGAAAGUUGCAAUGCACAUUUUAGGAAUUACCAUUCAUGCAGGGCAGUCACUCUGGUCUGGAGUGGUUAGGGAAGACUCUAUUCUGUUAUCCACUGACACCCUGCAGGACAGAUACCGUUAAACAUAACUGAAAGAGGGAAGAUGAAGCCCAGUUGCUCUAUACACUCUUUGCUGCUGGACCAUGGAGGAUAUAUGGAAUGGGUGUGGGGGUGGCCCACUUCCUCCUACCCGCUUCUUCUGAAGAAUCUACUAGGACUUGGAAUACUUGUCUUGAUAAUUCUGAGAAGAAUGGAAACACUGGAAAGAUGUGGUGUUGGCAGCGACUCGGGACCCUGCAAGACCCAGUGGGAAAGGAAUGGUGGUCAGAUUGUCAGGCCCCUGCACUCUGCCCGGGCAAAGGUAUUCACAAGCCUCCCUGGGGGCUCACCAGAGGGGACUAUGCUCAACUGGCUUCUCAGAAGCUUCCUACUCUCUGGGGCCCGUGAUGCAUGGCAACUUGCCUGCUUGUCCCCAGCAAAGGACAGUGUCCAGAGUCCAUUCCUCCUGCCUCAUCACUGAGGAGGAGCAAGACAACCCCAGUCCCAGCCCUGCUCCUUUCUCCUUCAAGGCACGGUUAACUGUUGACAGUGCAAUGUAAAUGCUGGGAAGUGUCAAGAUUAAUAAACAGGAAGAGGAUUUAGAAGCUAAAUGCAUGCCUAACUCAUAGGGCAGAUUAUAUGGUUACACCAUUAUUACUUUGAGACAUAGUUACUCUUUCUUCCAAGGAAUCUUGUAGAAAUGUGAUUACGGUGUAGUUUCUGUAUGUCACCAGAUCUUAUGAAGUAGACCGGUGGGCCCCACUCAGCCCCUGGGGGCUAGAGAAGAGUUAUGAGCUACACUAGUUUGUCUUGGUUUUAUCUUCAUUCCUAUGAACUCUCUUGGGGAGAAGCCUGCCUAGGAAGCUGCUCCCCACUUUCAAUCUCAUUUUCUGAUACCUAGUUGUGAAUUUCCUUUAACUAAAUAUAGUUUGGGCUGGGACAGGUGGCUCACGCCUGUAAUCCCAACACUUUGGGAAGCCAAUGGGGGCAGAUCAUCUGAGGUCAGGAGUUGAAGACUAGCCUGGCUAACACGGUGAAACCCUGUCUCUACUAAAAAUACAAAAGUUCGCCGGGAAUGGUGGUGUGCAAAUGUAAUCUCCGCUACUCGGGAGGUUGAGGCAUGAGAAUCACUGAA